Molecule: messenger RNA, 2585 nt
Organism: Pelmatolapia mariae (spotted tilapia)
Lineage: Eukaryota; Metazoa; Chordata; Actinopteri; Cichliformes; Cichlidae
Product: mucin-2-like
Exons: 2
Coding region: 1027-2100 (357 amino acids)
Source: RefSeq, a predicted model, not a curated record
UUUUACUAGCGGACCGAAAGUGUUACUGACGGGAUUCUACAGCAUCUUGAGCUGAAUUAAGACUUCAGAAGUCAUUCGUCAUGUCGAAUGACCAGCGGAUAAACUCUCAGGUGAAGAGCCUGAGGCCGGUGACAGUCCAGUUCUACUCUAAGUACAUCCUUACGGUGGCUCACAGGACAAGGCCACAUUCCUGUCCUGCCAGAAGAGAAGAGAAACUUCAGAGUCUUCAUGCAGUUCAACCUAACCUGUCAUAUUCCAUAUGACAGGGGUCUCAAACUCCAGUCCUCAAGGGCCUGUCACGGUUCUGGGUCAGUUUGGACCCAGUAUUUUGAGUUUAUUAUAUUUUGGUUUACUUUUGCAUUAUGGAUUGUUCUUUGUUUUUCUGGCACUUUGUGUUUCAGUUAUCUUGGUGUUUUGGAUUGUUUUCUCAUUUUGUGGUGAUGGUGAUGAUGAUUAUUGUUAUUGGAGUUCCAUGUUUCUGUUUAUUGGUAUUUAGGAUUUGUGUUCUCAUGUUUUGUGUGGGUUUAGUUCUAUGUGUCAUGUUCUGUCUGUCUCUGUGUCAGGUCUGCGUCUUGGUGUAGUGUUCUCGUUUCCUGUUUUAUUGUGAAGGUCCGCGUCUCAUGUGAGUGUGUUCAGUUUUACCCCUGUCUCGUCUUGUUGAUUAUUCCCAGCUGUGUUCCCCACCUGUGUGUAAUCUCCCUGUGUUUCUCUGUGUGUAUUUAAGUCGCGUCUUUAGUCAUUGUUGUUGCUGGUCCGUCUGCGUAUCCACCCUGCUUCAUCUGUGUGUCUCCCUGCUGUCCGUCGUCUGCUACCUCCGCUCAUCCUCCAUGUUCAGGUCCUGGUUGGUGUCAGUAGUUUAGUUGUUCUCAGUUUAGAUAAGUUUCGGUCCCGUUUGCUGUUUUGUCCAUUUCAUUUUGUGUUUAAUAAACCACCCUCUCACCUUCAUUCUUGCCUGCGAUUGGAUCCUCCUUUAUUAUUUUCCACACGGCUCAUCUCACUCGCCGUGACAGUACGGACCAGCCAGAUAUGGAUCCAGCGGCAUUCACCCCACCCACGGAGCUUCGAAACCUCAUAACGGACUCAGCUUCCAAGUUAAUCAACCUGUGGCUAAAGCAUGAGGGAGAAGCGUUUCUCUAUGCUGUGGAAGACAAGCUACAACAGCUUAUCUCUGAUUAUCCCUGGCUGUUGGACUCACUCCACCCGCUCGUUCAAAACUUCAUUCUCCACGAACUACACCUUCACCCUCCCGCCGUCACUGCUCGCCCGCUCGCUUCAACGGAGGACGUGCCGUCCGUACCGCCGGAUGAGGAGUUACCCGGCCCGUCGGAGACGUCUCCACGGAGGAAGCGACGUUCACGUCGUCGGCGCGGCACCCCACAGCCGGAAUUCAGAAUGUCAGAGCAGCCGGCUGUGGUGAGUGAAAGGGACACUGUCUCUGCUGCAUCAGACUCUGUGACUGUGUUUUCUGGAGCUGUCUUUUGUGUGUCUUCUGUAGAUGACAAUAAUUUUUCCGUCUCUCCCAUGGCCACUGCCCCAAAGACUGCCUUGUCUGAGCCUACAUUUUGUGUUAAUGACUGUGUUCAUGCUGUUGUUUCCAAGCCUGGAGUACCUGAGUCUAGCGCUAUGAACGUAGGGAAUUUAAGUGUCAGGGAAGUUUUUUUGUCUCCAUCAGUUCAUUCAGGGGAAGCUGUAAACCUCACUGAAACAGUUUUUCCUGACCAUAUUCCCCCAUCCACACCUUCACCACAAUUCACUGUGGGGUCUGUAACACAGUUAGCAGUCCAGUCAGCAGCCCAGCUGCCCUCAGUUCAGUCAGCCACUCCACCACCUGUUACACCUCCGCUGCCAUCAUCUUUGUUACCUGUAGUUCAGCAGCCUACCCACUCGUUCAUUCAGUCACCAUCCUCACCGUCUUGUUACGAGCAGGGAACACACUUCACCACAACAUCUGCUGGUUCUCUUAAGCUGGCCACCUCUGUAACAGUUACUCCCUCUAGGGCCUCCCCAGAGGCUGGGUGUCGCUCACCAGCCAACUCUGGACCCCUAGAGGUCAAGACGCCAGCGCCAGCAGCUCCCCCGGUAUUUAAGUCGCGUCUUUAGUCAUUGUUGUUGCUGGUCCGUCUGCGUAUCCACCCUGCUUCAUCUGUGUGUCUCCCUGCUGUCCGUCGUCUGCUACCUCCGCUCAUCCUCCAUGUUCAGGUCCUGGUUGGUGUCAGUAGUUUAGUUGUUCUCAGUUUAGAUAAGUUUCGGUCCCGUUUGCUGUUUUGUCCAUUUCAUUUUGUGUUUAAUAAACCACCCUCUCACCUUCAUUCUUGCCUGCAACUGGAUCCUCCUUUAUUAUUUUCCACACGGCUCAUCUCACUCGCCGUGACAGGGCCGGUGUCAUGCAACUUUUCCAUGCCCUCGAGGACUGGAGUUUGAGACCCCUGCCGUAUGGUGUUCAUGCUGUUUUCUACCCCACAGUUACAGCAUGUCUGACUGCCUGUUCAGCAUAUGCAAAAAUAUAUGAUGAGUUUAAGCAUGUGAUGACUAAGGCCUUCCAUUAUGGUGUUUGUCAUCACGUCACAGACAUCUGGAUGAUCAUU